Messenger RNA from Lithohypha guttulata, 501 nucleotides. RefSeq lists its product as uncharacterized. The transcript has a single exon. The record is from RefSeq and is a predicted model, not a curated record. NCBI's taxonomy places the organism in Eukaryota, Fungi, Ascomycota, Eurotiomycetes, Chaetothyriales, Trichomeriaceae. The coding region runs from base 1 to 501 and encodes 166 amino acids.
AUGUCGGAAACAGUGAACAGCUCGAACAGCUCAGUGAUCAGCCAAAACGACUCUGAAUGCGAACCUCUCGUCAUCGGCUGGGACCACGUGAACUUCCUGGUCCAGCCACACACCCUCCACCUAGCGCGAGCAUUCUACUACGGCGUCCUCGGCCUAGAGCCAACACCUGUCCCAGAAUCGAAGAAGGCUCACCUGAUGUGGUUCAACAUCGGCAAUAGUGGUCAGCAAUUACACGUAACAUCAGAACACGACUUCAGCCAAGCACAACUCAAGGCUCAAAGCGAAUCACCGCGACAUCCUUGUUUCAAAGUGCCGUCGCAGGAGAAGCUGGAUAUUCUGCAACGACGGUUGUGGGAACUUUAUGAGGAUGGGGAGGAAGGAGCUCCGAUGCAGUGUGAUAGGCCUGGAGCGGACAAUGGUGGGCAGGGGAAGGAAGGUGAUUUUCCGAAUAGAUUCUUUGCGAGGGAUUAUGCUGGGAAUAGGCUUGAGUUUACGUUGUGA